This is a messenger RNA of Mauremys reevesii (Reeves's turtle), 7650 nucleotides long. It is a transcript of the gene TNFAIP1, whose product is annotated as TNF alpha induced protein 1. The transcript has 7 exons. The record is from RefSeq and is a predicted model, not a curated record. Gene Ontology annotation, cellular component: Cul3-RING ubiquitin ligase complex. Gene Ontology annotation, molecular function: protein binding; ubiquitin-protein transferase activity. Lineage: Eukaryota; Metazoa; Chordata; Testudines; Geoemydidae. The coding region runs from base 335 to 1276 and encodes 313 amino acids. Gene Ontology annotation, biological process: protein homooligomerization; protein ubiquitination; negative regulation of Rho protein signal transduction.
AGGCGGUCGCGGUGCAUGCUGGAGCCUGUAGUCCUAGGGGCAGGGAGCGGUCCGGGGCUGCGGGGGAAGCUCGGCCCAGCCCAGGCCGGGGAAGCUGCGGUUGGAGGCUGUGCCCCGAGCAGGGCUGAGGUCUGGGCCCGGGGCCUCCUGGAGCGGGGUCUGCGAGGCAGCGUCGCCGGCAGCCCUCGGAGCGCGACGGUCCCACAGCCGGGACUCGAGCGACUUAUGACCAUUCCUACCCUGCCCUCCCCAUCUGGCAAUUCGUGACCCCUCACCAACCACGGUGGAAUCAAUCAAACCAACCCUCUGCAGAGUCGUCAUCUACUUGCAGAAGAUGUCUGGGGACACGUGCCUGACCACCAUCUGCCGGUCUUCAGGAGCCAAGCCCAAAACCUGCAGCUUCAGAGAGGGUAGCCUGGGAAACAAGUACGUGCGGCUCAACGUUGGGGGCUCCUUGUACUACACCACAGUGCAGGUGCUGACCAGGCACGACACCAUGCUGAAGGCCAUGUUCAGUGGCAGGAUGGAAGUGCUGACUGACAAGGAAGGGUGGAUCCUUAUAGACCGUUGUGGGAAACACUUUGGUGUGAUUUUAAAUUACCUCCGAGACGACACUAUCGCGCUUCCAAAAAACAGGCAGGAGAUCAAAGAGCUGAUGGCAGAAGCGAAAUAUUACCUAAUUCAGGGCUUAGUAGACAUGUGCCAGGCAGCUCUCCAGGACAAGAAAGACUCAUACGAGCCCGUCUGUAACAUCCCCAUCAUCACGUCUCCAAAGGAAGAAGAGAGGCUCAUCGAAUCCUCCAUGAAACCUGUUGUCAAGCUGCUUUAUAACAGGAGCAACAACAAAUAUUCCUACACCAGUAACUCGGACGAUAACUUACUGAAGAACAUAGAACUGUUUGAUAAACUUUCUCUCCGCUUCAACGGCCGAGUCCUCUUCAUUAAGGAUGUUAUAGGGGAUGAAAUCUGCUGCUGGUCUUUCUACGGACAGGGGCGGAAGCUCGCUGAGGUCUGUUGCACCUCGAUAGUGUACGCCACGGAAAAGAAACAAACCAAGGUUGAGUUCCCUGAAGCGCGUAUCUACGAGGAGACACUAAACGUUUUACUUUAUGAAACUCCACGUGUACCUGACAACUCCCUGCUGGAGGCGACGAGCAGGAGCCGAAGCCAGGCAUCUCACAGCGAGGACGAUGAGGGCUUUGAACUGCGUGACCGAGUGCGCCGCAUCCACGUGAAGAGAUACAGCACUUACGACGACCGGCAGCUUGGCCACUAGCCUGCUGGCAGAGGAGAAACGGUUUGCUUUGUUCAUAGAGCUUAACGAAUAUGCGGAGUUAGUCCAGGAAGCGGGGGAUUGAUCCUCAAAUGGUUUCAGUGCUUCCUAGAGAGGCAGCUCGGCAUCUGUGCGUGCAAACCAAAGACAACACUUAAGGCCAGAGGCUUUUAGAGUCAUUGUGACAUGUUACUUGUGCACCAUGUGGUGUAAAUAGAGCAGUUCUUCAUGUGCUGCGGAUGGGCGGGGAUCCCAAGAACCUGCCUGUGGAGCUCAUCUGUUCUGAUAUAGGUUGCAGCCAUGAGGCAUUGUCUGUCUUGUGAGAAGCGAUGUAUUUUUCCAUUUGUUUGAAAACACAUUGCCAGAGACAUCGUAAGAGCUGUGUGCCCUGGAAUUGCUUAGUUUUUAAAUUCUAUUACAAAGGAUGUCCUGUGGGAUUCGAACACUAGCACAUUUAGCAAACGCUACCUCUCGCUGGCCAAGCUACUCUUUCCUUAUGGAGCAAGUAGUUAGAUUCCCAUGGCAUGAGAGAGGGUGUGUUUCCCCUUUUGUGCUGAAACUGCUUAGCCUGUCUCACUUUAAGCCGAGUUUUUAGGACUCAAGCUAACAAAUGGUCCAAAUGGGGGAAGUUUAGAGAGUAAAUAUUAAAUGACGUGAUUAUUAAGAAAAAAAAAUCCUAGCGGUGAGGGUGUGGGUGUGGUGAAGCUUACAAGAAAACAGAGCCCUGGUGAAAUCAUGGGCAUGGUGAGACCCUUACCCUCUGGGGCUUUGGGUGGGGUGGGAGCCCUGUGUUAAUAGAUACUGAAGAAUUGAGGGAAUCUCUCUAGAAUUAGUCACUAGAUCAAGAGGGCCCCUAAGCACUGCUUGGUGUCAUCUUUCCUCACGCUAGGAAAAAACAGGGUGAUUGAGGGAAAAUAACUCAAGUGUAAACCAAAGAAAGCUGCUUAGCGCAUUCACUCUAGCACAGUUGGGGUUGUCCAUCUGUCUCUGCUCUAAGUCCCCUCUGAGGCCAGGAGAUGGGAGUGGAGGGAUAGUGGCCAUUGCACCUUGUUAUACAGUGGAGCUCUGUCUCUGCACAGCCCCAGGAGAGGGACUUUUUAUAUUGAAUUUUAAACCAUUUCUUCAGCUGACUUUUUUUUUUUAAAUCUUUUGAGAGACAAAUGUUUUUUUAAAACAUAUAUUUUAAAAAAGAGAGAUGAUCUGUCAAGUGUGUACUCCUCCUCUCUUGGUCUUAUAGUGUCAACUCUCUUUGGGCGUAGGGGUUUUUGGACUUGAGCUUUGAUCGUAAACGUGACUAUCCAGUGAGAGACCGUGAUGGUCUCAACUUAUUUGGUAGCCCAGGUGAAAACUUAAGGGCUUGGUUUUUCUGAAGUUCUGAGCCCCCACAACUCCAGCUGAAACCAGUGGGAGCUGCAGGUGUUCAGCACCUCUGGAAAUCAGGCCCAAAGUUUUCCUGUCGCUCUCCCCCUUGAGGACAGCUGGUGACCCCAGCUGGCACUUCAAACAUCUGGGUUUGCUGGCUAACCAAGGCAACCAACUUUAGGCUUCAAAUAAGAACUGGCCUUGAUCUCAGUGUUUGGUGGUGGUUUGGGGGGAAGAGGGGCAGCCCUACUGCACACAGGAGAUGACUGUAUAAUGUGCAAUUAGCCGUGUGCCCUGGUUCAAUAUUUCAUCUAGGAUUGUUUUCAUGCAAGGGCAGCAGUUUGUCUAGCAGCCAGGAAUUAAUUGCCACCCGUCUAGACUGGCUUGUUGCUUGCCCGGCGGUGCUGGAUGUUAGGAUUUUUUCGAGAUUCACGUUCCAUUGCUUUCAUGAGAAAUUAUUUUUUUCUAUUCAUAGGAGAAUUUGGGCUUAGUGUGUGGGGAUGGGGGUGAGAAUCACUGCUCAGGAACAUCCUGAUGUAACUGGACUGGUGCUGAGUGCAAAGCAUAGACAAGCGCAUGCCUGGGUUUGUACCAAUUUGUCUGACCAAGACUGACCUCUACUCGUAAUAGGUGCAAAGCACAGCCUGCCCCGGCUUACGCUUAGGCAUCAGCAGUGGUGCAGCUGCGUUGGUUGCUAGGCACCAAAGGCUGAGUUGGGGCUUGUCCCACGUGUAGACAAGGUCUCGAUUUAGAAAUGAUGUUUUGGGACCAAAUCCAAGCAAGUUCCAGUUCAAGCAAGUAAGCUCCAGUUUCUCAGGGUUUGACCUUUUGUUAAUGAUCAAACUGGCUGACUUACUGUCUCAAAGGAAAAAUACGGAUUGUUUCCGAGGCUUUUUAAAAUAUGUGAAUAGGCUGCAGCAGGUGUGGGGGUUUUAUUGCCUUCAGAGUAGUCUACGGGGAGAGAAAUGUGGUUCGGAUGCUAGACUGGCCUAGCCUCCCAGCAUCCUAAACCAUUUAAAAAGCCGGGCGACUCAGCGCAUUUAGUGCUCUCCCUCUCUCAAGACAAAGAUCCCAAUCUACAGCAGUCUGGUUAGACAAAAGAUUUUGAAUACUUCAACUACAUAGAGCUUUUUCUUUGAAAAUUCAUUAAAUGGCCCAUGGAAUGUGGUGUUUAAAAAAUAAUGCUUUCAGGUUACAGUGUUAAGUGUAUAUUUUCCUAGAUGUAUUUAAGCUAUAAACUGAGUAAGAUAGUGAAUUGUUUUAUUUAUUAAUUAGGAGAUAAAAUGCAUAAACUUUGGUAAUGGGGAAAAAUCUAGUCACAUUUGAAAAAUUGGCCUAAUUAUUUUGGGUGCCCAACUUGAGACCUCUUAAAUGAGCUUGAUUUUUAGAGGCUGGUUGGUUGGCGCAUUCUGCAGACCAGUUCCCUUGAAGGAGUCUCAAGCUGGGCAUGCAAAGUCAUUAAUCGUGUUUGAAAAUCUUGGUCAUAAGAUCUUUCAUCUCUAGGUCACCAGCUCAGAUUCAGAUCACCUCUAAUUAGAGCUGAGCAAACGAUUUUUUGUUUGUUUGUUUGGUGAUUGAAACAAAAAAUCUGGAAAAAAAAAUUAUUUCAAACCAAGAUGGAAUCUUUUUUUGUUUUUUCUCAACAAAAUGAAAAACUAUUGUUUGGGUCAAACAAAACAUUUUGAAUGUUAUUUCAAAGCAACACUUCAAAACAUUUUGAUAUUUCCAAAUGUUUUUUUUCCAAGUUUUUUUGGCCAAACUAUUUGUGACCCAAAUUCACCAAUAGUUUCAGAGCCCUCCCUCUGUGUAUUUUUUUGGCAAUAUUUCUAUUCACCCAAAAACUUUGUCCUCCUCUAGUUGUGACCACAAGCUGUUACCCUCUGAUGGCUGUUUAGUGGCAUGUAUUUGAUAUUAAUUGAGGGGUCUCAGUCUAGUUCUGGGUAGCCAGGGCUCCGUAUCAUACCACCACCACAACUGGCAACAAGUGACUUGUUGGCAGAAUGGCCAAGGAUGGAAAGGACCAUGGAGACCGAACUCCCCUUUGCCCCUUCCACACCAGGUGUAAGGUAGAUGGGGAGAGCAUUGUGGUAAGCAUGCUGUGCCACUGCCCAUUCUGUACCUGUUCUUUAGAUAAAUGAGAGACGCCAGUCUUCAAGACCAAUAGGGUGGGGCUCUUUGCACAGCACUCCACUUGUGUGCAAAUUUAAAAGCAAAAUCCCGUGGGAUUAUUUUCCUGCAAAGUCUUUCAAUUCACAGCGUGAAGCUGUAACAUGCAUGGGGCCGGUUGGGUAUUUUGGAGGGAAUAGAUAUUUGGAAAGAAUGGGGGAUCGGCCUCGAUUAGAUUUUUGUCUUUUAAAAACAAGAUUGUAUGUGCCUCUUUACAGAGCAUUAGUUGCCACAGAUUCUCUAUCCUUAUUGUCUGACCAUGCCGCCUGCAUGUGGAAAGUGAUCUCUUAAUUUUCCUCACAUCCAGCAGUGAGUGUUGCCACAGUAAUGCAACUGCACCUGCCUUUUUCUGAAAGGCCUCUUUAAAACACUAUAAAAAUCAAUAACCUGCUUUUUAUUGCUUUCUGUGAUGUUUUGUUUUUCAGACGGUUUUGAUAUCAUGCCAGCAGAAACACAGCUGCUGAGAUUUGUUUUGACUAAGGCUUUUGAGAUCUCUGAUUUCUGGUUAUUUUAAAAAACGUCAAUUUCCCCAUACUAUAUAACUUCUGAAAUGUGAGUUCUGUGAAGCCAGGGACUCUUGGGAUGAUUUAUGCCUUUUUUUCUAGGGAACUAACGGGAGCAAUCAGAGCUGAUCAGGGCCUGGUUAGGUGACAGGUUAAAAUGCCUGUGGCUGAUCAAAACUAGCACUCCCAUUGUUACAAGCAGUGGUGCACCUGCCCCAGGGAUAGACCCAUGGUGGGAGAAUGUCAGAAGAUCCUCAGCAUUCGUAGAGAAAGGUAUGGACCCUGUGCUAAUAAACAAAUCUUCACAGUGUUAAAUGAUUGCAGUAUUAGACUUGCUAAGUAAGACAGUACGGUAUCUAUACAGAACAUAGAACAUACUAGGUGUUUCUGGCCCGUGUGAUUACCUCAUUGGACAAUUUUACAUAGUCUCACUAAAUCCAAAUGCAGGAAUGGGCAGUUUCAUUGUUUCCAUAUUAAAUCAUUGGACACUUUUUUUUUUUUACCAAAAGGGUUUAAGGUUCUAAUGAUUUUUAAAAAAAGCUUUCUGCAUAUUUCAAUACAGAAUGUUAAUUGAAUGUUCUACAGAAUGUUAUUGCACCUAAACCAUGACCUGUUGAUUGUACAGUAUGACUACCUAGAUUUUGCUUAUAUUUAAUAUUAGUAGUUUUGAUGUAACUUGUGCUCUGUAUUAUCAUUUUAACCAUUCUUUAUUUACUUAAAGGAUGUAAAUUGCUUAGAUGUUAUUGAAUCCUAGGUUAUGUUUUUGACAUUUAUAUAAUUGAGAACAAGUACCAUUGUGAAGGAUAAUGCAGCUUUGAAAUAGUCAUUGUUCUAAGCACAAUCUUUGCUUAUCUAUAGUAAAAUCCCCUUUGCAGGGUUGACAAAGCAGCCAUUCUUGCUGAGAAUACUUUCUCUCCUGUUUUUAAAUAGCACAUAUUAUGAUCCCCCCCAUUAUGACAGCGUAGAUUUUUAAUUUGAGGCAUUCGCAGCUGCACAUUAAGAAAUCCGUAAUAACUUCCUACAAAGACCAUAAUCACCUACGUUUGCAUUCUAUUGAUGUGCCUGUGACUCUAAAAUAGCCUUUUGGAGGAAAAGAAAAGAAAACCUCUUUGCCUCAUUUGCAGCGUGUGAAUUUUAACUACACCAGCAAGCAAUCAUUAGCUGGUGCAAUCUUUUUGAAGCCCUGCUAUCGUCUGCACAUUUGUGUUUAAGUGAACUUUAUGUAUUCAGAUUAUGACAGUAGACUAAGGGGAUGAAUGGGAAAUAUUAACUGACAUCUGUACGUGACCCUUUUGACAGGGGACUGUUUAUAUGGCGUCUGUGCUGGGAAAGCUGCAUUCUCUGAAAUGGGGUCCUAAUGAAUUGCAAAUACCUGCCUCCUUUCUACAGGGAAGGGGGCUUGGAGCUUUCCAAACGAAUGUCUUAUAUUAAGCAGCACUUUAAUAUCGGUUUUAAUUAGGUGAUAACAUCAGUUGGGAUAGCGUUGCAGGGUAGCCGUCUCCCACUGCUCGAUAAAUGCCGAGACAAAACUAAAUGUUUAACCUUCGCCUUGACAUUUAAGCUUCAGAACGGGAGACAUUUAUCCCAUGGUAACGUUCCAUUUCACUGACUUUUUCUCUUGUACUAAAUGAUGAACAAUAAAUAAAUAAUCCGGACCGGUGAGGGACGGGAGUGACUGACGCUAUGCUGUUUCUGAGAGCUGCAUUCUGGCUGGCGUAGAAAAUGCUUGUUCUGGUCUUCAAACACCCGGAAACCAGAGUAAGUUUGGUUCUUCUGAACACUUCUGACCAAACAAUCCAAAACUGAAUCAUGUUUUCUGACAAUCCUUUGCGCGUUUAAAAAAAAAAGUCUUCUGUAUAACCAAAUGGCAUGCCAAACCCCUUCUAUUGGGAAAAUGGAGGUUUUACUGAGAGACUUGGAGACCUGGGCCCUAAUCCCAGCAUCUGCCACUGACUCGCUGUGUGACCUCAGACAAGUCACUUAACCUUGGUGAGCCUCAUUUUCCUCAUCAGUGAAAAUUGGGGUGAGACACUCCCUACCUCAGAGGGGUCUUGAGGCUUAAUUCAUUAAUGUUUAUAAAGCACCUUGGACUACUGUAAUUGUUUUUACCAGAGACAUCAGAUUAUGGUGACUGUUGAUAAUUUAGCUGACAUUCUGUGAACAAGCUGCUUUCUGACCACAGGAGCUUUCAUUUUGUUCUGGAUUCUAAAUCUCUUAAGUCUUGCAAGGGAAAUAAGUUGAUGGAGUAAACUUAUUAACCAAUAAUACAGUAUUUUUCUCUGACUUUCUGCAGUGCAUUAAAUGGAAAUGGAUCACUAAUUUUUAAUAAACUGUGUUAUAUUUUAA